AUGCGUAUCCAAGCCGGAAUUGUAUCAUGCUUGGCCUCGAGUGCGCUCGCCGCCCGGCCAUUUCUCAACGAGCCAGACACCGGAAUUGAAGAUGUACUAAAGUUCUCGUCCAACGGCACCCUGCCAAACAUCACCUCCAUCGUGGGCCUGCCCGACUUUGAAUACGUUGCCAGAAAGUACUUGCCCACCAGAAACUUCACCUACUACAGGAAUGGCGCCGCCGGAGAGUAUUCGUAUCGUAACAACCUCGAGGUUUUCCGUCGUUACCGCCUUCGCCCACGUGUGCUGGUAGAUAUUUCCAACAUUGAGUCUACUCUUUCAACAACCAUCCUGGGCCACAACUUUUCCGCGCCAUUCUUCAUUAGCCCCUGCGCACGAGCAGAUUACGCACAUGCCAAUGCCGAAAUCAACUUUGUUAAAGGCGCUGCCGCCGGCAACAUUCUUUACAUGCUGUAUCUGGACUCCAAUGAAACCUUCAACAAAGAUCUCUUCCGAAGGACUGAAGCGGCCGGUGCAAAGGCCAUUGUUUUCACAGUCGACUCUGCAGCGGACGGAAACCGACAUCGCGCGGCAAGAUUCGGAGUAGGCUCCGCAGACUCGUCUUACUCUGCCUUUAGCUGGACCUUCUAUGAGCAGAUCAGAAACCAGACCAAGCUGCCCAUCAUUCUCAAGGGCAUCAUGACCGUCGAAGACGCCCAGGAGGCUGUCAAGCGCAAGGUCCCGGCCAUCAUCCUGUCCAACCACGGCGGCCGACAGCUUGAUGGAUCCCCGUCCUCCCUGGAGGUCGCGCUCGAGAUCUACAGGAAGGACCCGGACCUCUUCAAGAAAAUUGAGGUGCUCGCUGACGGUGGAAUCCGCUACGGUGUGGAUGCCAUCAUGCUCCUGUCUCUCGGUGUCAAGGCUGUCGGGCUGGGUCGGCCCUUCAUGUAUUCCAACAUUUACGGCCAGGAGGGUGUAGAAAAGGUCAUCCAGAUUAUGAAGCACGAGAUGGCCAUUGACGCCGGAAACCUUGGCAUCCCGGACUUGAAGAAAGUCAGCCCGAAUUUCGUCGACUGGACGCCUAGCGGCUGGUCUAUGUAA
Molecule: messenger RNA, 1080 nt
Organism: Metarhizium acridum CQMa 102
Lineage: Eukaryota; Fungi; Ascomycota; Sordariomycetes; Hypocreales; Clavicipitaceae
Source: RefSeq, a predicted model, not a curated record